AUAUCAACUAAACAGGAUGGCAGCAGCACCCGAGUGGCUAACCCACCACUAUAUUGAGCAUGCCCUACGCUCCCACUACAAGGAUGAUGGACUAACCAUAACUGAGCUGCAAAUAAAUCCCGCCCUGGGACCUGGAGAGAAUUAUGGAGGAGUUCUGACCCGAGCUCGGGUGCAUUUCACACUUUCCAAUCAGGAGAAGCAAAUGCAGAACUUGAUUGUAAAGACGGAGAUUGAUGACGAUGAGUUGACCCAGGAGCUGAUGGCGCCUUAUGAUAUUUACAACAGGGAAAUGACUAUCUACCAGGAGGUGCUGCCCAAACUAAGGGAGCUGCUCAACGACAUCGGAGAUACGGAAAAGAUUUUUCCCACCGCUAUUUUUGUGGAUCGCGAACGCAUGGCCAUUAUCUUCGAAGAUCUUUCCGUUGCUGGUUAUGUAAUGGCUGAUCGAGUGCGUCGCCUCAACGAGGAGCACACCCAUCUCAUCCUGAGGAAGUUGGCCAAACUUCAUGCCGCUUCAGCAGUUUUAAAUGAGAGACAAAAGGGCAGCCUUGAGGGCUACGAUCGGGGUUUCUUCAAUCGGUAUACCAAUGCCUAUAGUGGCUACUUUGUGGGCGGCCUUUUGGCAGCGGCCCGCUGGAUGAGCAAGGUACCCAAGUUAGCUCAUUAUAGUGAGAAAUUAUUCGCCUUGGCUCCUCACUACAUGGACAUUGGCAAGGAAUGCUUUGAACCCACCCCGGGUCAAGUAAAUGUCCUCGCCCAUGGAGAUGUGUGGACCAACAAUGUGAUGUUCAAGUACGAUCCAAACACGGGAAGACCUCUCGACGUGCUGCUCAUUGACUUCCAGUAUUCUUUUUGGGGUUCUCCCUGCAUCGAUCUCCAUCAUCUGUUCAAUACGUCCCUGAAGGAGCCACUGCGUCGUGAUCAACAGAGUGGGCUCUUCCAGUUCUACCAUAACAUUUUCAGUGAAACAUUAAGAAAGCUUGACUAUCGUCAGAAUCCCAUUCCCAGCCUACAUCAAUUCAAGUUGCAGGUGGAACAGAAGCGAUUUUUCGCUAUGCAUUCGACAGUAGUGGUACAGCCUGUGAUGAUCAGCCAGGAUCCCACGGAUGCCUGUUUUAAUGCCUUGAUGAACGAUGACGAGCGUGGCAUUCGGUUCAAGAACCGAUUAUAUAACAACCCCACUGUUCAGCAAAAUCUCCACUCAAUGGUACCAUUCUUCGAUAGAAAGGGACUGCUGGAAGUGAAUCAGACCUGUUGAGGAAUUAAGAUAAAUGUUUUUUAAUAAGCUUCCACGUUAUAUAAGUUUGAUUUUAGAUUAAUUAUUUAAGAAAAUCUUCUAUUCAAAUAUAGAAAAAUAAAUAAAUUUUUUUUAAUUUAA
This is a messenger RNA of Drosophila eugracilis, 1378 nucleotides long. RefSeq lists its product as uncharacterized. The transcript has 2 exons. Lineage: Eukaryota; Metazoa; Arthropoda; Insecta; Diptera; Drosophilidae. The record is from RefSeq and is a predicted model, not a curated record. The coding region runs from base 17 to 1258 and encodes 413 amino acids.